ACACCCCUCUCGACAUAUAGAUUCGGGGUUUUUCUUACUGGCUGGUAUUAAGAACUUUAUUUGUCAGUUAAACUGACAUUGAUAAUGGUUUCUCUGACAUUUAAUAAUGAAACUAACGGUAAAAAAAAAAAAUCUAUCGCUCCCCUCUAUUUAGAUUAAAUGGUUUAGCCCUGAACACUCAAACCUUCGGCAGCACUUGCUACUAGUCGGUGGAUUUGGAGUUAAUAGAAAGUGUUAUAAUGUCUUUUCCUAAAGUGAAAUCAGUAUUCAUUCAGUAAAAUUCAAAUGCGAAAAUGCAGAAGGAAAUGUAGGUUUAUUCGUCUGCCCCAGCCGCCCGACAGAUUGUUCAUCAGCUUCGGGCCCAGCACCCCAGACACCCCAUGCUCCACCCAAUGAACCAGCCCUACUCCCAACGCAUGCAGCGCACUGUGAUAUGGACUUUGGCCGGAGAAAUUAAACUCAACCGCUCGUUUUUGAAUGUCUCAACUCUGCUGUUAUAGAUGUGUGCGCACGCAGAGGGACACAAAAAGAGGAAAAGUCAGCAUGUGGUCUUCGCUCGUUGGUCCUUUCAGGCACUUCAGUCCUGGGGAGGACGAGGACAGUCUGAGCACCAGCAGCACCGAGGUGAAGGAGAACCGCGAUUUCGGAAACAUCGACGACCGCGCCGCCGCCCCCCACUGUCGCCGCCACCGCCGCCAAUCGCCCUGGCGCUGGGACGCACCCGGGGGCGGGACUUCCUGUGCAAAGAGGAAGCGGCCGCUGGCGGAGGAGGGGGCCGGCGGCGGCAGCGGGGGCGGGGGGGCGGCGCACAGGAAGUGCUCGUGGCGCGCGGCGCAGAAGAACGCGGUGGUGCAGCUGAACGAGCUGCGCCCGGGCCUGCGCUUCGAGGUGGUGUCCCAGACGGGCCCCGUGCACGCCCCCGUCUUCGCCGUGCGCGUGGAGCUCCACGGCCUCGCCUUCCUGGGGGAGGGCCCCACCAAGAAGCAGGCCAAGAUGCGGGCGGCCGAGCUGGCCCUCCGGUCCUUCGUCCAGUUCCCCAACGCCUCGCAGGCGCACCUGGCCCUGGGGGCCCCCGGGGGACCCCCUCCCGACUUCACCUCCGACCGGGAGGGCUUCCCCGAAACGCUCUUCAAGGGGUUUGAGCCCCUGUUGCUGGGCAACGCCGUCCCCCGCCUGAGGCCCGCCGCCGAGGAGCCGCCCCCAGCCACCGCCUGUCGCCGCGGGAGACCGGCCUGCCACGCCCUGGAGCUGAGGCGCGUCCCGGCGGCCAGGCCGGGGCACUGCAGGACGGCGCCCCCCGCUGGUCGGGCAGAGACGCCCGUGGUGCUCCUGAACGAGCUCCGGCCUGGGCUGAGGUACGCCUGCCUGGCGGGGGGCGGGGCCCGGGGGCGGGGCCAGACCGGGGGGAGGGGCGGGACCAGGGGCGGGGCCGAGAGGAGCUUCGUCAUGGCGGUCCGGGUGGACGGGCGGAUCUUCGAGGGGUCGGGGCGGAGCAAGAAGCUGGCCAAACGGCAGGCGGCUCUGGCAGCGCUGCAGACCCUCUUCAGCGCCCGGCUGCCCCCCCCAGAGAAGAUGCCCUGCCAGCCUCCCAGCCGGAGGAAAGGCCUGCUUUUACCACAGGAGUUGGCGGAUGCCAUAUCGCGCCUGGUGAUGGAGAAGUACCUGGAGCUGGCAGAGAGCUGCACCCACCUGUGUGCCCGACAGAAAGCACUGGCAGGAAUCGUGAUGACCAGAGGUUUGGACAUCAGACAAGCUCAGGUUGUGGCGCUCUCGACCGGCACCAAAUGCAUCAACGGCGAGUACAUGAGCGGCCAGGGGCUGGUGGUGAACGACAGCCACGCAGAAAUCAUCGCCAGGAGGGCGCUGCUUCGGUUCUUAUACACGCAGCUGGAGCAGCUUCUGAGUAAAGAAGAAGACGAGCGGCAGCGCUCGAUCUUCAUCCGACAGAAAGAGGCGGGAUGCCGGCUGAGAGACGGCGUCUUGUUUCACAUGUACAUCAGCACGUCGCCCUGUGGAGACGCGCGGCUCAACUGUCCCUACGAAGUCCCCGCCGACCCGUACCGAGCCCAGCGAUUCGCCAGGCGGCUCCACCGCCGGCUGCGGACCAAGAUCGAGUCGGGGGAGGGCACGCUCCCCGUGCGCGCCCACGCGCCCGCCCAGGCCUGGGACGCCGUUCUGCAGGGGGAGCAGCUCGUCACCAUGUCCUGCACCGACAAGAUCGCGCGGUGGAACGUUCUGGGAGUGCAGGGCUCUCUCCUCUCUCACUUCCUGGAGCCCGUUUACCUGUCCAGCCUGACGGUGGGGAGCCUCCGGCACACGGGUCACCUGUCCAGGACGGUGGCCCAUCGGCUGGACCGCAUCGGCCACCUGCCGGCCCCCUACCGGCACAACCGGCCCCUCCUCGGCUGCCUCGGCAGCACCGAGGGCCGGUGGGUGGGGAAGUCGCCCUGCUUCAGCGUGAACUGGACGGCGGGCGACGCCCAGCUGGAGGUGAUCAACGCCUCCACGGGCCGGAGGUGGGACUCUGGGGCGUCGUCGCGGCUCUGCAAACACGCCCUCUUCGCCCGCUGGGCCGGGCUCCACAGCAAGCUUGGCGCAAACUUGCCGAGCCCUGCCGGGAUGCCGCUGAUGUACUGUGAGGCCAAGCAGGCAGCGGCGACCUACCAGAGUGCCAAGCGCCAAUUGGUCAGAUCUCUGCAGGAGGCGGGGCUUGGGACCUGGAUCAGGAAGCCACCAGAACAGGAGCAGUUCCUGCUGCACGCGUGAGAGAGAGAGAGAGACAGGGACAGGGCCGGGAGGGCUGGCUGCUGACUCUGCACCAGGGCAACUCACUGAUUGGUCACUGACUGAUUGAGACAACUUUCUGAUUGGUUGGGACCACUCACUGACUGGUUGAGGCAACUCACUGAUUGGUUGGGGGCAAGUCACUGACUGAUUGAUGCAACUCACUGAUUGGUUGAGGCAACUCACCGAUCAGUUGAGGCAACUCAUUGAUUGGUUGGGCCCCCCCCCUUCCCCACCACCUCCUCAUCAGUGACCACCAGUUGCUCUCUCCUUCACCAACGGACAACAAAAAGAACAAGGUUGCACUAGUCAUUGCCCCCCCCGCUGUCAACUGCAGGGGGUUGGGGGGCAGUCCCAUAGGCAGAGGGGGGUCAAGGAGGGGGGGUCACCUUCCCUCAGACAAGUGGGGAACCGCCAGGUGGGACCCUUUGGCUUUCAGAUCCCCAGGUUCAGCCUGUGGGGAGACUGUGAGACGGGCGUAUGGGACGGGGAAGGUGGGGGGGGGGGGCACAGACUGGCCCUCAGACGCAUGUAGCGUUGCUCCCCUCUGGCCCCCCUCUGCAGGUAAGAGAAGAACACACGGGUGAUUGUUGCCGUGGCGAUCCGGCUGUGCUGCGCGCCUGUUUUUUCUGGGGCCUGAUCACCGCUUUUGUUUGCGCUCUCCCUCUCUCUCUCCCUCUCUCUCUCUCCUUCUCUCCUCUCUCUCGCUCGGUCUCUCUCUCCCCCUCUCCCUCUCUCCCUCUCUCCUCUCUCUCUCUCCCUCCCUCUCUCACUCGGUCUCGUUGUGACAUCUACAGGUGACACCUGAUUUUCUCCGUUCUUUUGACAUGUUUGAAGCUUUCCGUUAGUUCACCACAGGAGGAGAAUGGUGGGUAAAGUAAAUACGCUUAAAACAGCUCAGUGAGCUUCAGUUGGCUUCGGAAGCUGGAGAAUAACAUGGCAGCUGCCCUGGGCAUAAUAUGUAAUCUCUCCCUUUCUUCUCGCUUUCCCUUAUUUUGGGAACCUGAAGUAAAAUGGCGGC
Messenger RNA from Anguilla rostrata (American eel), 3805 nucleotides. RefSeq names its product double-stranded RNA-specific editase B2-like. The record is from RefSeq and is a predicted model, not a curated record. Gene Ontology annotation, cellular component: nucleolus; cytoplasm. The transcript has 12 exons. Bases 478 to 2766 code for a protein of 762 amino acids. NCBI's taxonomy places the organism in Eukaryota, Metazoa, Chordata, Actinopteri, Anguilliformes, Anguillidae. Gene Ontology annotation, molecular function: double-stranded RNA binding; double-stranded RNA adenosine deaminase activity; tRNA-specific adenosine deaminase activity. Gene Ontology annotation, biological process: RNA processing; adenosine to inosine editing.